Octopus sinensis (East Asian common octopus) is the source of this 1709-nucleotide messenger RNA. RefSeq names its product dynein regulatory complex subunit 4. Gene Ontology annotation, cellular component: microtubule; motile cilium; Golgi apparatus. Gene Ontology annotation, biological process: cell motility. NCBI's taxonomy places the organism in Eukaryota, Metazoa, Mollusca, Cephalopoda, Octopoda, Octopodidae. Gene Ontology annotation, molecular function: small GTPase binding; microtubule binding. The record is from RefSeq and is a predicted model, not a curated record. The coding region runs from base 154 to 1608 and encodes 484 amino acids. The transcript has 10 exons.
UGUCUGAAUAAACCAGUUUUUGUUCUACCGUAGACAGUUUCAGUUCCGGCUUGUUGCUAACAACAUUUAAUGUAAACUGUGACCGUUACUAUAGAAGGAGCCAUUGGAUUUCUCUAGUCUUACCUUCUCUCGAAAAAACAAUUACAACACAAAAUGCCACCUAAAAAGAAAGGCGGUAAAAAGGGUAAGAAAUCUGGGAAAGGAGGUAAAACUCCCAUCAUCAUAGACAAUGUUUCCACAGACGAGAUGACAAAAGAACAGCUUGAAGAGCAUGUGGUACGGAUGAGAGAGCAGCUUGAUCGGGAAAGAAGAGAAAGAAACUUCCACCAGCUGGAGCGUGACCGUGUUCACACUUUCUGGGACAUAACUCAGCAAAAGUUAUCAGAACUUCAAGCUCAACUACGUAACAAAGACAGAGAAAUGGAAGAAGCCGAAGAAAGACAUCAAAUUGAAAUUAAGGUGUACAAACAGAAAGUAAAACAUUUGAUGUAUGAACACCAGAACAAUAUUGCACAGUUAAAAGCUGAGAGUACUGUUUCACUAAAACUGGCUCAGGAGACCAAUUACAGUAAUGAACAACAGUUACGUAAGGAUAAACGAAAUCUUAAGGUAGAACUGAAAGAAAUGGAACUCUCCCAUGAAGACAUGGUUAAAACUUUGCAGAAGAAAAAUAGUGAAGAAAUCACAAACUUACAGGCAGAAUUUGAGCGACGAGCAAAAGAAAUUGAAAGAAAAUAUGAUAAAAAAAUGCAAGCUCUUCGUGAUGAAUUGGAAUUGAAACGCAAAGUUGAGAUUCAUGAAAUUGAAGAACGUAAAAACAGUCAAAUUAUUACUCUAAUGAAAAACCAUGAAAAAGCAUUUAGUGACAUUAAGAACUACUACAAUGAUAUUACAUUAAAUAACCUUGCCUUGAUUAAUACACUCAAGGAACAAGUAGAAGACAUGAAAAAGAAAGAAGAACGCCUUGAAAAGCAGAUGGCUGAUUUAAUUGCAGAAAACAAACGGUUAACUGAGCCUUUACAGCGUGCUCGAGAAGAAGUUGAGGAACUGCGGAAAGCUCUUGCUAACUAUGAGAAAGACAAACAAUGCCUUAAGAUGACCAAAGCUAGAUUAAAAAUGACUUUGGAAGAAUUAAAAGGAUUACAGUGGGAACAUGAGGUCCUUGAGCAGCGAUUUGAAAAAAUCCAGGAGGAGAGAGACGAAUUAUACAACCAGUUUGUUAAAUCGAUUCAUGAGGUGCAACAGAAGAGUAGCUUUAAGAAUCUUCUCUUGGAGAAAAAGAUGGCUACUCUUGGGGAAUUGCUUGAACAAAAAGAAGGCCAACUCAAUGAAGUUCUAUCUUGUUCUAACCUUGAUCCCUCAGCCCUCAACAUGAUCACACAUAAACUUGAGGAAGUUUUGGUGUCCAAAAAUACUGCAAUUAAAGAUCUUCAGUUUGAAUUGGCACGAGUUUGUAAGGCACACAAUGAUCUUCUGCAUACAUAUGAAGCUAAACUUCAAACUUUUGGAAUCCCUAAAGAAGAACUUGGUUUUAAACCACUCGAAUCGUCAGUGCCAGAGCAAGUCCUUGGUAAUGGACCAGCUGGUCUGGUCUCAGCAAAAGUAUAACAUCUUUUACAACUUCCCUUCAUUGCUUUAAAACGGAAUAACAUCUGAAAUUUUGAAAACAGGAAUGAAAUGUAUAAAAUAAAAUAUUAAUUUUUAUUGUA